AUGGGUGCCCAGGAAGAGGAUACCAAGUCCAGCACCAUGGGCGGUGUACUACCAGUGGUGGAAGUAGCAUCGCUGGUAGAAAAGGCGAAGUUCUACACCUCACUCUGCCUGGGCACCACAGCGAUCCUCGCGGUUUUCGCCUUCCUAUUUUUGAUCCCUUUUGUGGUCGAGCCAGCGAUAUCAACGAUCCUGGCCGAUUUUUCUCCUCACGCCGUAGCCUGCGUUGUCACCGACCACGUUUACGCUGAGGGACUGAAGAAUUGCUCUUGGGCGAGCUGUAGAGAAGGUUGCACCAGUGCGGCCCUUCGCUGCCACCAGAUCAGAGUGAACUACACGAGGCUGUCAUUCGAGGAAUUUAUGGCGAAACCUCUCGGCUCCAUACCCUGGGACGUGCCAGACACGAAGUUCUUCGUGAACACGGAAGGCUGCGGCUAUCCGCCGCGGGUCAACUGUUCGGACUUCUCGAAGAAAUACGGAUACUCGAACAUUGGGAAGAUAUUCCCCUGUUAUUACAGCCGAACACACCCCGAGACUGUCGUCGCGAGGUAUUCCUGGGACGAGAAUUUAAGGCAUCUUGUACUAGCCUUGGUGGUGCCUAUAGUUCUAUUCAUAGUGUCAUUGGUUGUACUGUGCUACUGGUACUGUCCACCUGUGGGCAAGAGCUGCGGAGGACCAGGCCGUAACCUGAUUGACAAAUACGCCAGAAAGGAAGAUAUCCUGGGAGAGGACGAGUUCGAAGAGGAUGAGGAAGAGUACUGACUGCUGCCAAGGGCUCACCCCCCUGCGCGGGAGUGACGCCGAAAAAAUUAUUGAAUGUCUCCAGCGUACACACUUACGUU
Molecule: messenger RNA, 839 nt
Organism: Dufourea novaeangliae
Lineage: Eukaryota; Metazoa; Arthropoda; Insecta; Hymenoptera; Halictidae
Gene: Teh2
Product: protein tipE
Exons: 4
Coding region: 1-759 (252 amino acids)
Biological process (GO): regulation of sodium ion transport
Molecular function (GO): sodium channel regulator activity
Source: RefSeq, a predicted model, not a curated record